This is a messenger RNA of Adineta ricciae, 330 nucleotides long. The record is from the annotation of a GenBank genome assembly. NCBI's taxonomy places the organism in Eukaryota, Metazoa, Rotifera, Eurotatoria, Adinetida, Adinetidae.
AUGAGUGCCAAUGACAGUAAAAGAGAAGAUGUGUCCAAGUGUAAAGUAGCUCGAUUUGGAAAUAAGAAAGUAAUCAAAUAUUCGGACGAAUAUCAUCAUCAACGAACGAAAAACAAUGAAUCGGUUAAAAAUAGUCGAUUAAAGGCUAAGGAACGACAAAAGCAAACCGAAAGUCGAAUGAACAAACUAGCUGAAGACAAUCGUGUAUUAACUGAACGUGUCGAUACGCUAAUGAAAGAAUUACAAGUUUUACAAUCGUUGUACAAGGAACUUGGGCAAGAAUUACCAGCCGACGCAGUUCAAGCAUUGAAACAGAUUAAUAUUCAAUGA